Klebsormidium nitens is the source of this 654-nucleotide messenger RNA. NCBI's taxonomy places the organism in Eukaryota, Viridiplantae, Streptophyta, Klebsormidiophyceae, Klebsormidiales, Klebsormidiaceae. The record is from the annotation of a GenBank genome assembly.
AUGGUGCUCCAACACAUUGCCAAGCUCAAUUCCCAGAAGCGCAUCAUCUUGGGGUCACAAAGCCCGCGUAGGAAAGAGCUGCUGCAGGGACUGGGCCUUACCAUCCAGUGCAUCGCGUCCACUUUUGAGGAGCAAUUGGACAAGAGCAGCUUCAAAACUGCGGCGCUGUACGCCAUCGAGACUGCCACCCACAAGGCAAUUGAGGUGGCGCUCAGGUGCGCCUCAGAGGGUGGUGCGCAGCCGGACUUGGUGAUUGGCGCGGACACUGUGGUAGAGCACGGUGGGGUGAUUUUGGAGAAGCCCCGUGACGCAGCCCAGGCAAAGGAGUUCCUCACGCGCCUCAGCGGCGAGUGGCACUCGGUGCAUACGGGGGUGGUGCUUCUUCUGCCCAAAGUGCAAGACCCAGCAGGUGGUUCUGGCCCCCUGGUACGCACCUUCUCUGAGACCACCCAGGUCGAGUUUGCCCCGCUGCAGGAGGCCACCAUCGACGCAUACGUCGCAACGGGGGAUUCCCUCGACAAGGCGGGCGCGUACGGCAUCCAGAGCCUGGGGGGCUGCCUGGUGCGCCGGCUGCAGGGGGACUAUUUCACGGUGAUGGGCUUCCCCCUCUGCAGAUUUUCGGAAGAGUUGACCAGGUCGUUUCUGCUAGGCUAG